AUGCCGGCUCCGAACGCAGACAACAGUCCGAGUCGACGGCCGUUGACGACAGAUGAGAUGAAGAGCUGGACCCGUAUGUUGUUGGCUCGGUGUGAGAUCGACCUGACCGACCGGAGGAUCACUUCCCACAGCUGCAAGUGCACAUUGUUGAGUUGGCUGUCCAAACAUGGUGACCUUUGGGAGGAUAGGCAAGUGCUUGGUGGGCACGUGUCCUUUAUCAAGUCGACUAUCACUUACAGUCGUGAAGCCAUGGCCAGACCUUUGCGAGUCCUGGAGGCGCUGCUCAAUGAUGUGCGUGUUGGCCGUUUCCGCCCAGAUGAGACCAGGAGCGGAAGAUUCAGGGACGUGGUUCUGGAGGGUUGCCACAUGGACGAAUCCUUCCCGUCAGCACCUUUGUCACUCUUUGAUGAAUGGGUCGAAGCCAGUGAGCCUGGUAACAAACCACGAGAAGUUGAGGUGACCAACCAGAACCGAGAGUCUACCGAAAUCAUUGAGGUCGACCCUGACAGCCCGAAGAGGGAAGAGGAGGACAAUGCAUCAUCAGAGGCGCCGGAUACAUCCACAAGCUCAGAUGAGAGUGCCGCUGUCCUCAGUGGGGCCAGGAGACCGCUGCGUGUUCCUACCGUGCCGGACUCUUUGAAGCUUGUGCAGCAUACGAAGCUUCGAACUUUGCAUUGCAUGGAGAAGGAGCACCAGCUCAUCUUGUUGUGUGGUCGCAAAGCAGUGCCAGAAAGAUACGGCGUGGUGGAGGAGGUAACCGCAGGUGAUGUGACAGAGCCUGGCAAGACAUUGCCCUUCAUCGAGAAGCAGAGGAGGUUGAGAGCUCAGCAAACACGCAUCACUGGAAUCAGUCAUAGACACGAGCAGCAGGCCUCUCAUGCUUUGAUUGAUGCAGCUUUCAACAUUCUUGAGACCGGUGCAGUUGUUUACCUGCCACCUUCGAAGUGUGGCUCGCGAGAUGCUGAAAUCCAGUCAGAAGCAAAGAACAAGCAGAAGCAGCUAUUGACUUUGGAGCAAGGAACUAUCAAGGCCACAGCCUCAGAUGCCCUGGUCUCUGUGGACAUUGGGACGGAGAUGAAAUUGAUGUACGCCCUUCAGCGCCGGGGACUUGCGUUUGACUUAGUCAAUCUUGUGUCUUGGCCAGUGCAUAUGGAAUGGGUCAACAAACUCUUUAGAGCACUCAUGUCUGAAGCAGUCCCAGGGUUUAAUAGCAUCACCUUGCAGCAGUUGCUUCGUGCUGAUCAGGAGCUAUUCCUAACCAUAGCAGCCGAAUUUGAUGGUUCGCUCAAGGGGGCAAACGUUGGUGAUCCGCCACCUCUCGAUGCAGUCAUUCAAAGGUUGAUGAACGACCCUCGCAUCAAUAUUCAUUUAACCCCAACUGCUAGAGGUGAGAAACGUAGCAUUCAGCAAGAAGGUGACAAGGUGUCCAACCCGCCCGCGAAGAAGCAGAAGCAGCCCAAGCCGGGUGCCCAGCGUUCGCCUAGCCAGUGCACUGCGAUUGACAAGGACCCAGGCCGUUCAGAAAACUUUCCGGUGUACAUUUGUGACAUUACGAAUGAAGAACAGUUCUUGAAUUUGCGCACUUAUCUGGAAAAAGAGAGAAGUGCCAUCUUGCAUGCACACUUUGCUCCAAGCUGUGGUACUGCUUCGCGUGCAAGAGAACGGCCAAUUCCAGGUUUCAAAACCGCUCCAAAGCCUUUGAGGAGUGAUGCUCAUCCAGAUGGCCUACCCAACUUGUCGGAGUCGGAGCAUCAAAGGGUGUCAGAGGCUAACAGAAGUUAUGCAGCGAUGUCGCAGCUUAUUUUUGUUUUGGUGGAAUUGGGAGUCAGCAUCAGCAUUGAAAACCCUCGCAACUCUUUGCUGUGGAAGACUUCCUUCUUAAAGCAUUUGUUGGGUAAGUUGCCAACCUACCAUGUUUGCACUUUUCACCAUUGCAUGCACGGGGGAAAGCGUGAUAAAGACACUGCUUGGUAUAGCUUCAACCCGCGUGAUCCGCAGAGGGAUUUGUUCGCGAGCUUGGCACUGAAGUGUAACAAACAACACCAACACGCGCCCUGGAAACCCUAUGUGGAUGCCUCAGGGAAACGAAUUUUCCCAACAGCAGAUGAAACCGCUUAUCCGCACUUGCUGUGUGAGCGCGUUGCAUACAUCUUGAGGACAGAGGCCAAAAAGGCGGGCUUCAUUUUUCCCACUGACUUGCACCAACAGUUGGACCACACCAAUGUCAGUGCAAAACGCCAGCUGUUUACAACGCAACCUAGAGGUCGUCGUCUCAGGCCGUUGGUCUCUGAGUUCUCGGGUUACGCAACGGUGGUAACCUUGCCUGAUAGGUCCGAAUUUUUGGAGCAAACUCUUCGUACACUCCCCAAGGGAGCUCGCAUUUGUCAUCGGGUUCUUCAGCAGUGGGGGUGGAAUCGGGAUGACAUGGCACAGAAAUCACGCACUGUUGUCGUUGACGAGAGGUGUGGCACGGAUGGGCAAUGUGAAGUAGUGAACAUUGGCAUCCCUAGGGAACCCAGUGAGUUUAUACAAGAAGCCUUGAACAAGGGUCACCCUAGAGACAUCAUUGCAAACAUACGGGACGCCGAGCGGGACCUGCUUUUGAAUUUGGUGCAUCAACCUUGCUCUGUUCGUUUCCAAAAGCGUGCAGCCUUCAUGAAGAAAUGGCUUAAGAGAUCCUUGGAGCUGAAAGAGAGCGAGCAGAAGUUGCAUGAUUCCCUUGCGCCACACUUGGUCCCCAUCCUAAUGGGUAAACGGCUCUUGUUGUGGAAGGAGAUCUUGAUUGACCUUGCAUACUCUGACGUAGCCGUUAUCGAUGAUGUGGUAAAAGGGUUCGCAUUGACAG
Durusdinium trenchii is the source of this 2845-nucleotide messenger RNA. Lineage: Eukaryota; Dinophyceae; Suessiales; Symbiodiniaceae. The record is from the annotation of a GenBank genome assembly.